AUGUUCUUAUCAAUAUUCUUGCUCUUCAUCUACUUAGCACAAUCUACUACAACAACAACAACAUAUGAUGGUAUCAUCCGUCGAUCAACUGAUGGUACUUCAUAUGCAUAUCUUUCUCCGCCAAGAUCAGCCAAUCAUGCAGCAUUUAUCGAAGAAAUAACAUCAUCUCAUACUUUAUCUGUUGCUUGGUUUUCAGGUAGUGAAGGUACUCCGAAUUGUUCAAUUGCACUAUCACUUUUACAAUUUGGAUUACAACAAUUUACUCCAGGUGUUAUUGUCAGUGAACGUGUCAAUUAUUCAAAUCAAAAUCCAGUUCUUUUUUGGAAUAAUCAAACCCAAUUGUUACAUUUAUAUCAUUCAUCGCAACUAGGUAAUGCAGGUGAAACUAAUUCUGAAAUAUGGCAUCUACAAAGUAAAGAUCAAGGUAUAACAUGGUCAACACCUGAAUCAUUUUAUACUCUACCAGGUGCAUUUGAUCGUAAUCGUAUUAUUCCUACAUUAAACAAUGAUGGACUCAUAUUGCCAUGUUAUAAUUCUUCACCAGAGACUGACUAUUCAUUUAUACUUCGAUCAUCAUCAAACACAACUGAAUGGAUUCGUACUGAUAUAGAAAAAAGUGAUAAUCUUAUUCAACCAACAAUCGUUCGUUUAAAUAAUUCAUCACACUUGCGAGCAUUUUUUCGAGAUGAAAAUAACGUUGCCAUUUAUUACUCGGAUAGUAAUGAUGAUGGAUUAACAUGGUCAAAACCAAUACCAACUUCAUUACCAAAUGAUAAUUCAGGAAUUCAAGCAUAUACACUUCGAAAUGGAGGUAUUAUCAUGGCAUUUAAUAAUCUCACUGCAGGAGAACCUCGAUCACCAUUAACAGUAGCACUAUCAUAUGAUAACGGCAUGAGUUGGCCAUAUCAACGAAAUAUUCAAGUUCAUGAUGACGAUAAUAGUACAAUUGUUGGAGAUUAUUCAUAUCCAUCAUUAUUACAAACUUCUUGGAGUGGAAGUGAUGAUAAUGAUAUUCAUUUAGCAUAUACAUAUGGGUUAAAAACAAAAAGAACAAUAAAAUAUGUUCGAUUCAAUGAAAAAUGGGUUAGACAAGGUCAAUAA
Molecule: messenger RNA, 1101 nt
Organism: Adineta steineri
Lineage: Eukaryota; Metazoa; Rotifera; Eurotatoria; Adinetida; Adinetidae
Source: the annotation of a GenBank genome assembly